AUGUCUGUCAAACAAUACUUAUGUGGCCCCUGUUUGGCAGAGAAAGCCGAAAUAGAUGGCGUUGUGUAUUGUACAGAAUGUGAGGAACCACUUUGUGCGCAGUGUAAACAGGAUCAUGCAAAGAUAAAAGUUUCAAAGCACCACAAGUUGUGUGACCUUGCGGAUGUACCUCCCCAGGAGAUACAAGAACUCCUGAAGAACCUGAUAGCCUGUCCGAAUCACGAAAAGGAAGAAGUGGUUUAUCUGUGUAAAGACCACGAUAUGACGUGCUGUAAUAAGUGCGCGAUGGCUGAUCACAGAAAAUGCGAGGAAGUAAAGGUACUUUCUGAUAUUUUGAAUGAUAUAAAAGUGGAUUGUACCGGACUGAAGAUAGUGUUGCAAGACUUUCAACAGCAAGGUGAGCGUCUUUUAGAACAUGAACGAAAUCACGAAGAAUUGGUUUUUCAAAUAGAAAAUCAAGCGUUGGCUUCACUCCAAAGUGUUAAACAGAAACUCUUAGACAUAUACGCUCAACUGGAGAAUGUAGUGCUAUCAUCUAUUGCUGAUAAGAAGAAAGUUAUAGGAGAAAAAAUUAAAACAAACAACGAUAAAACACGUCAGUUUUUGAAUGACAUUAAACAGCAGUCAACAUGUUUUGAACAGGUUCAGAAAUUCGGAACGAAUGAACACGUUGUUCUCCUGCAACGCCAGCUUGAAAAGAAUUCGGUUAGUCGUCUGAAAUCAAUCAUAGGUGAUUUGGAGAAAGAACUGAAAACAAGAAUCCCGUAUUACGAUGUUACUAGAAAUGUCCCACUCAACCAGUACAUCUCAUACAUCAAAUCAGUCCUAGUGGACAACAUAUCAGGUCUCUACCUGUAG
Messenger RNA from Dreissena polymorpha, 858 nucleotides. RefSeq names its product transcription intermediary factor 1-beta-like. The record is from RefSeq and is a predicted model, not a curated record. Gene Ontology annotation, molecular function: zinc ion binding. The transcript has 3 exons. Lineage: Eukaryota; Metazoa; Mollusca; Bivalvia; Myida; Dreissenidae. Bases 1 to 858 code for a protein of 285 amino acids.